Schistosoma margrebowiei is the source of this 2165-nucleotide messenger RNA. Lineage: Eukaryota; Metazoa; Platyhelminthes; Trematoda; Strigeidida; Schistosomatidae. The record is from the annotation of a GenBank genome assembly.
GGAAAAGGGCAAAUAAAUGAAGCCCAUCUUAUAUGAAGCGUGUUAAUUUCUAUUUGAUAUGUCCCACAUUUUAUUAUUGUCAUAAUGAUUGGUUUUCGGUCAUAAAUGAAGGGAAGGUUAAAUUUCAUAAUAAAUGAAUCUAUAAUCGAUUAAGCCAAAAAAGGAUAGUACAUACUAGUGAACAUGGAUGAACGAUUAUUUUGAUGUGUAGGCACAUAAAUAAUUUAGAAACAAAAACAAAACCUUUCAAGGCUACAACAGCAAUUAUUGAUAGAAAACUUUACACAAUUUUGAAGGUGACUAUAAUUUGAAAUCGUGAACUAUUUUCAUCAUAAAAUCUUUCGUCAAAUAGAUUGAAUCUGAAUUGUUUUACUUUCUAAACUCUGCAUUAAUUCUCAAGAAAAGGUAACUAAAAAGAAAAAAAUGGCUACACGAAUGAGCGAUAUGGGUAUGGAUGUACAGAUCAAUCGUCGGUUGAAUAGUAAAUAUGAUGCAGAGAGUGAAGCUGAAGCCAUCAAUUGGUUAAAUCAAUUAACAAACGAAAAUGUACCAUUUGGCAGAGAAAAUGUUGCAGCUGCUUUGAAAAAUGGACAGAUAUUAAUCAAGUUGAUUAAUGUCGUGUUUGAUGGUACUGCAUCUCUUCCAUCGGCUGCAGCUAAAAUGAAAAGACCAUUCAAAGCUAAUACAAUGACAGCUCCCUUUAAACAGAUGGAAAACAUUCAAACUUUUCUUAAUGCAGCAGUAGCCUAUGGAGUACCCAGAGCUAGUUUAUUUCAAACUGUUGAUUUGUAUGAAUUACGCAAUAUGCCACAAGUUUUAAAUACAUUACUACAACUUGGAACUGAGUGUCAACGUAACAAUUUUAAUGGACCCGUAUGUGGCCCCAAGCCAACUUAUGAAAAUAAACGUGAGUUCACUGAAGAACAACUUAGAGCAUCCGAAGGCAUAAUUGGUUUGCAAGCUGGAACUAAUAAAUGUGCUAGUCAAGCCGGAAUGAGUCAUGGUGGACCUCGACAUAUUACAGAUAUUAAAGUGGAUGCCGCUUCAAAAGAAGGCCAGGGUGUUAUUGGUCUCCAGAUGGGCUCAAACAAAGGUGCUACUCAAGCUGGAAUGAGUCAUGGGGGACCUCGACAUAUCACAGAUAUUAAAGUAGAUGCUGCUUCGAAAGAGGGUCAAGGUGUUAUCGGUCUCCAAAUGGGCUCAAACAAAGGUGCUACUCAAGCUGGAAUGAGUCAUGGUGGUCAGAGACAUAUUGCAGACAUCAAAGUUGGUGAUAUGUCAAAAGAAGGUCAGGGUAUAAUCGGUCUUCAAAUGGGUUCGAACAAAGGUGCUAGUCAAGCUGGAAUGAGUCAUGGUGGUCAGAGACAUAUUGCAGAUAUUAAAGUUGGUGAUAUGUCAAAAGAAGGUCAAGGUGUCAUCAGCUUACAAAUGGGCGCAGGUAAAGAUCAAGUGGCUUCACAAUCUGGUAUGAGCUUUGGAGCGCAACGUCAUAUUGUUGAUUCACAUUAAAACGAUCAUCAAUUGCGUCUAAUCUUCAUUUAUUUCAUAAGGCUUUCUGCUUAUUUACAAUUACAUCAUCAGAAUUAUCAUUCCUAUCUUACCCUCCUACUGUUAUCAAUAUGCUUAUCAUGAAGCCCUUUUCAAAUGACAGUCAAAAUUGAUCAUAUUUACGCUUAAUAUGAUAACUAUGAUAGUAAAGAGGAAGUAAAAUGUUCAAAGAGAAUUCAUGCAAUCUUAAAGGUUUAAACAAUAUUUCACACUAUUUAUUCUAGAAUGAGACAACUAUAGAAUGUUUUUUGGUGUUUUUUUGCUUUUUAACUAUCAAAAUGUUAUUCAUGUAUAAUUAAAUCUUUAUUCCGAUAUUCAAUAAAAAAUAUGAUUUUUCCGCCUUUCACUAUUUAAGUUUAUUGUUUACUAUUUAUUUCAAAAGUAGCGCUUCAUUAAAACUUUCUCUCUCUCUCUCUUUCUCUCGAAAAGGUUGUUGCUAUGACACUCUUCAUGAUUUACUUUUACUUUUGAGAUCAGUUUUGAUCCAUAAAAUUGACCGAAAAAAUGAUUUUUUUUAUAAUGUAUUUAUUCACAUUGUCAUGGAUCUGUUUUAUCACUGCUUCUCUGCUAUCACUAUUAACAAUAAUAAUAAGUUUGUAAUAAAUAGUGUUCCAUUA